Messenger RNA from Porites evermanni, 489 nucleotides. Lineage: Eukaryota; Metazoa; Cnidaria; Anthozoa; Scleractinia; Poritidae. The record is from the annotation of a GenBank genome assembly.
AUGAAGUUCAGUCGGGAACUGGGAGUGCCUGCUAUACCACCUGCAGAGGAUGAGGAGAACACCUCCUAUGCCUGCAGAACAAAGGCUAUGGCCAAACACCAGGGUCGCCAACAGUUUAGGUCCAAGAGGGAAUCAAAAGCGCUCCACGGCGAAUACCCACAACGGGUGAAACAGGCUGACGUGGACCAAGACAAGACCCACAGAUGGCUUAAAGCAGCUGGCCUUAAGGCAGAAACCGAGGGCUUUAUCAUCGCAGCUCAAGAUCAAAGCCUCGCAACAAGCUGCUGGUACCAACACAACAUCCUUAAGAAGCCUGACGUAGACCCAAAAUGUAGACUAUGUGGCCAUUUCGACUAGACCAUUGACCAACUGGUCUCUGGCUGCCCUGAACUGGCUAAAAAUGAAUACAUCCACCGCUUCAACAAAGCAGCUGCACACAUGCACUGGAAGAUCUGCAAAGAAUUUGUCAUUGAGGUGAAGGAACGAUGA